AUGACUCAUCAUGGGGUCUUGAAACGUAACGAGGACGAUGUUAAAAUUAGGGUGGUUUUUAAUCCUACAGAGCGAGAUACACAGGGUAGUUCUCUGAACGAUUGCCUAUUGGCGGGGCCUAAAUUACACCAAGAAAUUUCCGCAGUUAUAACGAGAUUUAGACUUAGACCGGUAGCUGUAACCUGUGAUAUUCGUCAGAUGUUUAGGUGCAUUAUUGUACAUCCCGAUGAUAGGAAAUAUUUUCAUAUAUUCUGGCGAUCUAAUCCUAACGAACCCAUAAGGGAAUGGGAGCAUACAAGAGUGAUAUUUGGAGCUACAUCAUCGCCUUUUCUUGCAAAUCGUACUAUACAAAAACUUGUGGAAGAUGAAGGCAGAUAUUACCCCAAAGCGGCACUAGCUUUAUCUCAUCAAACGUUCGUUGAUGAUAUUCUCACGGGGGCUACGAGCAAAACGGAAGCGCUCGAGUUAAAACGUCAGCUUAUAAGUCUAUUAAAAGCUGGGGGUUUCGAAUUGGGUAAAUGGUCAUCAUCAGAUCAGGGUAUUAUACAAAAUUUAGAAGGGUCUUUAGAAUUACCGAUGGGGACCAUACAAUCAGCUGUAAAAGUCUUAGGAAUGUUUUGGGAAACAAAAAAGGAUGUUUUUCAGUAUAAAAUACAAGGCAUAAACGAACCUGCAACGAAACGGGGUUUAUUAUCUAGGGUGGCACGAACGUACGAUAUUAACGGGUAUUUGAGUCCUUUUACAUUUUUGCUAAAGUCCUUAAUACAACGAUUAUGGUUAUUAAAAUUAGAAUGGGAUGAUCCCUUACCCAACGAUAUUAUGGGGAAGUGGACAGCUAUUAAAUCUGAAUUACACCUAAUUGAGAGUUUAGCUAUACCUAGAUGCAUUUAUAAAACGGAGAUUUCCUGUGCUACUUUAAUAGGAUUCUCGGACGCUAGUAAUUUAGGGAUGGCCGCAGUUUUAUACUUAAGAAUAAAAGCAAAUGGUUUCUAUUUAGUUAAUUUGGUGUCUGCUAAGACUAAGGUGGCUCCAUUAAAAUCUUGGACGAUUCCGAGACUGGAACUAGGUGCUGCGUGUCUACUGUCCAAACUAUUAAUUACCACAAUAGAGGCUUGUAAACCGCUUAUCAGCUUAACGGAUUCUAUUUGUUUAGUAGAUUCCACUACAGUAUUGGGUUGGAUAAACACGCCUCCAUAUAAAUUAAAAACCUUCAUUUCAAAUAGAGUGGUGCAAAUUCAAGACAAUGCACCUACUGCUCGUUGGAGGUCACCCACAACUUUUUACAAAUCCGAACUUGCGUUUCACCACGACGUACUCGAAAUUUGGGAAGUUUCGCCACUUAACACGUAA
Molecule: messenger RNA, 1350 nt
Organism: Photinus pyralis (common eastern firefly)
Lineage: Eukaryota; Metazoa; Arthropoda; Insecta; Coleoptera; Lampyridae
Exons: 2
Coding region: 1-1350 (449 amino acids)
Source: RefSeq, a predicted model, not a curated record